Molecule: messenger RNA, 579 nt
Organism: Porites evermanni
Lineage: Eukaryota; Metazoa; Cnidaria; Anthozoa; Scleractinia; Poritidae
Source: the annotation of a GenBank genome assembly
AUGACAGCUGAUGACUUGUUGUUUGGCUCCCCUACCAGGGAGGAUAGGGGAACAGAAGACAAGUCAGACCUGGAUAUCUUAAACGAGAUCCUUGGUGCCACUGGAGGGUCUGGCGGACAGGGCACUGCAGAAAGUGAUAACAGCUUCAGUAAAACAUGGAAGGACAUGUUUGGGGAUGAGCCUCUUGAAAGUACACGACAACCACAGGAGCCCAGCCAGUCAUGGUCACAAGGAGGGACUAAUUUCAUGAUGCCAUCUGAUCUUCUUAAUAGCAUGGCUAAUUUUGAUCCAUUUAGUCAGUUGCCUGCCUCAACUCAGCCAGGCACUAGUCAAGCGCCAACCACGUUAGGUCUCCUCAAACAGCCUCAGCUCCCCAAGAAUCUGUGGCAGGGUAAUCAAGUAACUUCAGAGUCAAAGCAGAUACCUUCACUGCCAGGGAAGAGUAAGGAGAAGAGCAAAGGGAAAAAGGGCUCAGAUAUGUCUGCUUGGUUCAGUCUGUUUUCUGAUCUUGAUCCUUUGGCCAAUCCCGAUGCUAUUGACCAACAGAACAAGAAAAGUGAAGAGGAUAGACAAUGCUGA